AGCACGUCGCGACGUGCAGCCUCUCCUCUCCUUUCCUCUCAGGAAACUUUACUUGCAUUAUUUUAAUUAAAAAAAAAAAAACAAGGAACAUCCUAGUUGUAUUCCAGCACCUUCUUCACGUGUGGAACCAUCAUGUGAUUUUAUUUUUGCAUCUGUUUUUUUUUUGUUUGUUUUUUUUUACCACCUGGAAAGAAGCAAACGGAGCUGGUGGGAAGGCGAAAAAAGAAAAAAAAAAAGCAGAAAAGAGUUGAUCCCCCCCCCAAAAAAAAAGUGGAACAAGUUGCUUCUGGACAAGGAAUGGACUCGGCUUUACUUUUCAUCAUCUCCGCCUGUUUAGGUCUGUCAGCAUGUUUCUCUGUGGAGGAGCGGUCCCGUCACCUCUUCUUGGAGAAAAGCUACGGCCACUCGGUCAAGGAUUCCCACAUGUGCCACCACAUGCUGAAGCACCUUCACGACGGGGCCCGCAUCACCGUGCAAAUGCCCCCAAACGUGGAGGGUCACUGGGUGUCCACCAGCUGUGAGGUGAGACCCGGUCCCGAGUUCCUGACGCGCUCCUACCGCUUCCACGCCAACAACACCUUCCAGGCGCACCAGUUCUACUAUGAGGACAACCACUGCACAAGGCCCACCUACACCCUGCUGGUCCGCGGACGCCUCCGCCUCCGCCAGGCCUCCUGGAUCAUUCGGGGCGGCACCGAGGCAGAGUACCACCUCCACCGGGUCCAGAUCACGUGCCACGGGGCCGGCGUGGCCGAAGAGCUGAGCCAGAGGCUGAACCGGAGCUGCGAGGGGGCCGUCAGGGGCCCCUGGGAACCCGACGUCCCCUACGAGCUGUGGAGCGAGGAGGGCGGUUACAACUGCUCCAGGGAGCUCAACUUCGCCAUGCACGAGCUGCAACUGCUCCGGGUGGAGAAGCAAUACACACACCACAACCCGGACCACCUGGUAGAGGAGCUCUUCCUCGGGGACGUCCACACGGACCCCGCCCAGAGGCUCUACUACAAGCCCUCCAGUUACCAGACGCCCCUGCAGAACGCCAAGAACCACGCGCACGGCUGCAUCGCCUGCCGCAUCAUCUACCGCUCGGACGAGUUCCACCCGCCAAUCCUGCCCCCGCGCGCCGACCUGGCGGUGGGCCUGUACGGCCAGUGGGCGAGCCAGCGGUGCGAGGUGCGCCCCGAGGUGCUCUUCCUCACCCGCCACUUCCUGUUCCACGACAACAACCACACGUGGGAGGGCUACUACUACCACUUCUCCGACCCGGUGUGCAAACACCCCACCUUCACCAUCUACGCCCGAGGACGGUACUCGCGAGGCCUGCACUCCACCCGCGUGAUGGGCGGCACCGACUUCGUCUUCAAAGUCAACCACAUGAGAGUGACACCCAUGGACUUCGCCACCACGUCGCUGCUCAACGUGUUCAGCGGCGACGAGUGCGGCGCCGAGCGCUCCUGGCAGCUGGGCGUGGAGCAGGACGUGACGGCCACCAACGGCUGCGUGGCCCUGGGCAUCCGCCUGCCGCACACCGAGUACGAGCUCUUCCGCAUGGAGCGCGACGCCAACGGCCGCUACCUGCUUUACAACGGCCAGCGGCCCAGCGACGGCUCCAGCCCGGACCACCCGGACAAGCGGGCCACGUCCUACCAGCUGCCCCUGGUGCGCUGCUCGGCCAGCAGCCAGGGAGCGGGCCGAGGUCAGGUCGGGGACGACACGGCCCUGCGGCUCAGUAACGGCGGCGGGGGAGGCCGCAGAACCCGCGUAACGGCGGUGCUUGUUACGCUCAUGCUAAAAACACUGUUGUUGCGUUAGCCACCACAAUGAAGACUUGGGAAAUGCUACAAAACUUGCCUGAGGAGGUCAUUACUGGACCCUUCAUGGUACAAUCGUGUACAUUGUACCUUACGGGCCACGAAACGGACUCAAGCGGAGGUACCUAGCAGGCUAAAGGAGGGAAAAGCAGCCAGGAGCCAAAGACUUGUCCCCUAGACAAAAAAAACUGCACUUUAGUUGGAAAAACCCAAAGAUGGACUACGAUGUUGAAAUGAUGUGAUACGGCCAUGUUUUUUGUUUCGUUUUUUUUUUUUUUCGUUCUAGAUAAGAGGAAGGGGGCCAGAACUAAAAAAAAAAACAGUUCAGGAGAUUGGGUGGAGUUUCAGGAUGCACUUAAAUACACUUAUAACCUUUACAGGAGAACCUCGAAAGUUUUUUUCAUGGCUAAUCAACAUGAGGAAUGAGACAACGUCUGGGUGAGUGAUGUCAGAGUAUAUGCAACGGCACAAACCAAUGAGAGGUCCUUUCUAGUCUGACCUAGAUUUGCUUCUUUUACACCGCUUCAAGUCUGGUCCUCAAGGGAGGCCCUUAUUUUUCAGAUGCAAAUUAACUCCCCUCCUACGUCACGCCACGCAUUUGUGUAAGGCUCGCUAAGUCCGGUCAAUGGUGAAAUCGUUGCACUCGUCACUACAUAGACAACUUUGCUGCAUUUGGUUCUUUGGAUUUUGUCGUUUGGGGGAAGCAACUUUUGCACAAGGGUGUUGGCAGAUUUGAAAUGGAUCAGUAGGUUGGGAGACAAUCAGCGAGGUGUUUUGCCACUAACAAUCGGUUGGUAUGCAGGGCGGCCAUUCACCAGUCGUGCCUGGCAACAACAGCGACCCAAUGGACCUUUCCGACUGCCGAUCUUAAGCUCCGCCCCCCUUAGCUACAUUUUCCAUGGCCCACAAGCUUCCAAAAUGGUGACUGAACAAAACAGGUUUGAAGUGGAUUCUCUAUCACAGAUUCCAGAUAAUAUUGCGGUAUGUUUUUUGGCCAAAUGCGUCACUUGUCCAAGAGAGUUCUACAGAGAGGUCUCAACUAUUUCACGCAAGGAUAUGUACACGGAAUUAAGAUUUUGGACGGAGCAGGACGCAAUGUCAAGAGUUACAGCGAAAUGUUGGCGAUCGAUGCAAAAAAGUUUGACGCCUCACAAACUUCAUAUUGAAAUCCAACAGGAUAAAAUAGUGGAAUCGUACUGCGCAUGUAAAGCAGGGUGAGUACUUUUUACUUAGAAAGAUCACGAGUCAUAUCAUUGGUGUCUUUAGAAGUGAGUUAGGUUCAAUUUUCUACAAGUGCAUUGAAACAAUGGUGAUUAACUCAGUCAGUACCGUCCUAACCAGAUGAAAAAGUUUGACUUGGCUCAUAAUGGAACCCAAUGCUCUGUCUUAAAAGUCUGAUGAGAUACAAAUAAGCCUUAAUCCAUCGUAGACACUUCGUCAACUGUGUUUUAAGCUUUGGAAAAUGAAUCAAGCGGGCCCAUUGUAACCUAGCAGGAUAUCGUUCAUCAGAAUUGCGCGUUCCCAAAGCGCAUCUGAGGACCAUUUUCUCCGUAACAUUAACUUUUCCAAGCGCACGCUACUGACAAGCAGCAUUGCUUGUGGGACAAUACGGCGAGAGGGGGGUGUCAAGCCAGGGGUUAAGACAAUGCGGCUAUCUGAUUGGCUAUUAACGUACGAGUGAUUGACAGCUCGGAAUGGUCCGUUGUGACCCGAGUCCAAGGGACGCAUCCGCCAGAGACAAAUAGGGAGACUCGACACUCAAAGAUUUUGAACUGAAGAAGCCUUUUUUUUUCCAUUUCAUGUAAAACGAGGGGAGUCAAGGUGGCUCAAUUCAACUUUUUCGGAGGACUGUGACAUGGAAGACUGGAAAAUCUACUGACAAUUUGACUAUUCCUGAUAUUGUGAACGUGCACGUUCAAGUGUUCAGUGCGUCAGUACUUUUUGCAUAACUUGUUGUUCUCCAACAAGUACUUCAACGUGACAAAACUUGUUUGAAAGGACAUCCCCUUCUUUGCUUUUCUGUUCUUCUUAUUCUAUCCUUGGUGGUCACUUUUUUCUGGGAACAUCCAAUUUCAAACCUCGCAAUAGUGAGUUACUGUUAAUCAACUCGUUUGGUAUCACAAUGUCAAAAUGUGAAUAUCAUGACCAAAAAGUUUGAAUACCAAUUCUAAUUUGAACCAGGAAAUUUGACGGUCGGUGCAUGGAUAAAACACCUGAUGUGAGGCGUUUUGACGUCCAGGAUCUUUGCUGGAGAGCAGCAACUUGUGCAAGAUGUAAUUACCCAGUGAACAAUAAAAAUUGAGACGGUCAAAUUAACUUCACCUGUAUAGGUUCUAGUCCAUCUUAAGUUCAUCAAGAAAUUUCAGCCAAAAACAAAAUGCCCCGAUUUUUUUUUUUUUACAUUACAUGCAAUGCGUAUGUGUAGAAUUUUUCUAAAGUUUGUUGUUAGUUUUUUUAAGAAUUGGGCAGCAUAGCGAAAAGAUAGUUAGCAUGUAGAGUUUUUAGUUUUGAGGUUCUGGGUUGAAAUCUCAACGCUAUGGAUAUUUUUUAUUUUGUUUGGAAAUACAUGGUGGUCCAGAUCCAAUGCUCUAGUGGGGCCAUAUACGGUCCAUGUAAGAUAUGUUUCCCGCCCCGGGUUUUAUGGUGACUUUUUUUUUUUUAAUGUAAUGAAACACAAAAGUCAGUUUUGUCUUGAAUUGACAAUUGCACUUACUGUAACAUGUAUGUUAUCAAG
Syngnathoides biaculeatus (alligator pipefish) is the source of this 4542-nucleotide messenger RNA. RefSeq names its product protein APCDD1-like. The record is from RefSeq and is a predicted model, not a curated record. The coding region runs from base 298 to 1809 and encodes 503 amino acids. The transcript has 5 exons. Lineage: Eukaryota; Metazoa; Chordata; Actinopteri; Syngnathiformes; Syngnathidae. Gene Ontology annotation, biological process: negative regulation of Wnt signaling pathway. Gene Ontology annotation, cellular component: plasma membrane. Gene Ontology annotation, molecular function: Wnt-protein binding.